This is a messenger RNA of Penicillium salamii, 1818 nucleotides long. NCBI's taxonomy places the organism in Eukaryota, Fungi, Ascomycota, Eurotiomycetes, Eurotiales, Aspergillaceae. The record is from the annotation of a GenBank genome assembly.
AUGAUGGCGUCGGUCGGCGCGUCACUGCCGCUUCAUGAUGCCAAGUCGACUGCGACGACCAUGCUGUCGGCUUUCCGCCCCCCGCGAACACAAAGAACAAAGACAAUUGCGCUAGCAGUUCUCGCAUUAUUAUGUUUCCUUCUUAUGCUGCGGUCCUCUUCCAAGCGAGUCGAACCUGAUUUUUGGACCAAAUUCCCCUCUCGUCAUCCUUUUCCUGAGCGCCCGGAAGACGCCCGGGUUGUUCUCCCUCCGCGGACCGAUAUUGAUCUGAACCAUACCCUUCCCCACGACUUGGACAAGCCAAACCCACGCCUCCAUGUCCUGGUUCCAGCCCUACAGGGCUCGCGCGGCGUUUGCCGAACCCUCACCUCAGCCAUGAUCCUUGGAUACCCACCCCCGACAAUGAUUGGUUAUGGCAGUGAUUCUCCCGGAGCGACCGAGGCCGAGCGCAUGGUGGACCGGAUCACGCGAGCACGCAAUUACCUUCGCGACAGCAAGACCGUACAUGAUAACGACUUCGUGCUGAUGGUAGAUGGGUUGGACACGGUUUUUCAACUGCCACCGCAAGUACUGAUACAGCGGUUCCAGAGUAUCAUCCGAGCGAACAACCAGAAGUUGGAGAACAAGUUUGGGUUUAUAGAUGUGCAAGGGGAGAGGCCCGACACUCCGUUCGAGAGGAUACCCAAGUAUCAUCAGCGAGUUCUGUUUGCUGCUAGCAAAACCUGCUUCCCGGGACUACGGGAUGAUCCUGGUUGCGCGAGUGUGCCAGAAUCGUCUUUACCACCAGAUGUAUAUGGCUGGAAGACAGAUGACGAUGACGACACUUCCUACAACCGACCUAGAUGGUUGAACCCUGGAGCAGUCAUCGGACAGGCUGCUGAUCUGCGUUUGAUCUAUGACGAAGUCUUGCGGGAAGUUGGCCAGCACCCAAAUAAGACCGGAGACUAUAAGGCCCUAACGCAGAUUUACGGCCGACAGGAGGUAAUUCGAGAGCUAGAGCGCCGGCGAACCGUCAAUGGAUUCAAAGAUUGGGUCCAUCGCGUGGUUGGCAUUUCCGACGCAUCAAACCUCACCGGAAUCACUCUCCGGCUAGAAGCUGGCCAUCGCUACGAGUACGGAAUUGGUGUUGACUUCGAAUCUCAGCUCUUUUUCAACCAGAUGAUGUCCCGCAAGGAUGUGGAGUGGAUGAAGUUUAACAACAUCACCAAGAUGUCAAUGUUGCAGAUGCAGCACGGUGUUCCGCGUGAACACCGACUCCUUCUCCCACAUGACAUUGCGGCUCUUCCCAACCCUUUCAAUCAGUCUCGGUUCGCAAAGGAGUCAACACUGAGGCCAGUGUGGAAUGCAACACUGGACAAACUGCCCAACCCAAAUAAUCAUUCUUGGAACAAUGUCCCAUUGAUGACGAAUCCACACUCAGCUUCUGUGCCUGUGCUAGCCCAUUUAAAUGGCGACUCCAAGCUGCGGAAUGCGUGGUGGGAGAAUAUGUGGUUCUUCCCAUGGGGCCGCGCGCUUCUUAGAAAAUACGUUCGCAAUGCGCACGGAUUUGAUGCAGCGCAGUCCGCGCUCCUUGGCGGACAGGACUGGUUGGAGGUGCGCGGGGGCCGGGGCGGGUUAUGGACGGAUAAGGAGAGUUGGGUCACCCUAGCGGAGGUUUGCAACGGCCAAGAGCGAGAUCUCUUUGAUGAUGGCCUCGGUCUCUGGUCAAAGGAAAUCGAUGACCCAGAUGCCCCGGUCUACAACCAGUAUGGCAAUCUGGUUAGCGGGAAGGAAGACCCGAAAGACGUGAAUAAGGAUUCUCCUGAUCUUUGGUUCUAA